AUGGCCUGCCUACUAGCCAAACCAACCGAAUACAACAUCGAAGACUCUAACAUCGCCCUCCUCGGCUCCGAUCUCGAGAAGCACGUCCGCGAGGAGGCCGGCGAAGCCGAGGCUGCAUGGGACGGCGCCGGUCAGACAGAAGGCCUGGAGAUAUGGCGCAUCGAGAAGUUCCACGUCGUCCCCUGGCCGGAGGAGCGCAAGGGGUUGUUCUACGAUGGGGACUCUUAUAUCGUCCUUCAUACCUACAAGAAGUCUCCUGAAGCAAAGUCCUUUUCGUACGACCUCCAUUUUUGGCUCGGGCAGCAUACGACGCAGGACGAAGCGGGCACGGCAGCGUAUAAAACGGUCGAGCUGGACGACUUUCUUCAAGGAAAGCCAGUCCAAUUCCGCGAAAUCCAGGGGUACGAAUCCCCGCGGUUCCUCUCGUACUUCCCGCGGUUUAUCUGCGCACAAGGAGGCGUCGCUACAGGCUUCCAUCAUGUAUCAGACCCACCACCUCUAGAUAUUAAGAAGCUCUACAGAGUCAACCUCUCGCGAGCUGGCGGGCGUUCCAGCCUGGUUGUAAGGGAGGUAUCUCCAACUGCGGAUAGUUUGGUUGAGGGCGACGUUUAUGUCCUGGAUAAGGGAACGGAGAUAUGGCAAUUUAACAGCAAGGGGAGCGCAGGGCAAGAGAGGUACAAAGCUGCUGAGUUUGUUCAGGGGUUGGUUAAUGAGAGGAAGAGCCAGUGUGAGGUGGUAGUAUAUGAUGAAGGUGCAUCAGGAGCAUCACGAUUCCUCGGCGAAUUCGGCGACAACGUCUCUCUGCGCAAGGCAGACACCGCGCCUCUCGACCUAGGCGAAAUCCACCCUUCCCUCUUCCGCAUCUCAGACGUCACAGGCACUGUCAUCUUCGAAUCAGUCGCUCUGGUCAGUAGGGCAUCACUCUCCUCAGACGACGCCUUCCUGCUCGAUCACUCUGCAGGCGCGUCGCAGCCAGCCAUCUUCGUCUGGAUUGGCAAGCGUGCAUCCUUGAACGAGAAGAGGCUGGCGCUUCAGUAUGCGCAAAGGUAUUUGUACGAUAAGAAGAUUAGGACGGAGCCGAAUCGCGUGAGGGUUGCGAUUCCUGUUGUAAAGAUGGUGGAAGGAGAGGAGACGUCGGAAUUUUUGGAAGCCAUUUAA
Messenger RNA from Cyclocybe aegerita, 1158 nucleotides. Lineage: Eukaryota; Fungi; Basidiomycota; Agaricomycetes; Agaricales; Hemipholiotaceae. The record is from the annotation of a GenBank genome assembly.